Messenger RNA from Lagenorhynchus albirostris (white-beaked dolphin), 4557 nucleotides. RefSeq names its product protein phosphatase 1 regulatory subunit 10 (gene PPP1R10). Gene Ontology annotation, molecular function: metal ion binding. The coding region runs from base 679 to 3408 and encodes 909 amino acids. The transcript is spliced from 20 exons. Gene Ontology annotation, cellular component: nucleus. Lineage: Eukaryota; Metazoa; Chordata; Mammalia; Artiodactyla; Delphinidae. The record is from RefSeq and is a predicted model, not a curated record.
UGCCCAAUGAAUUCACGCCCCGCGCACAGUCUCUCGCCGCAAGGGCGUUUCACUAGCACGUUUGGGCGCGUUGGGCGGUGUCCGGAUAUAAAAGACUCAGCCCGAGCGGGCAGCCGCCAUUCUGGGGUUCGUUUAGAGGUUUGAAUUUUCUCGGAGAAAGACGGGCCGGCCACGAGGAGAAAAGAAACAAGCCGCAGCAACAUCUAAGCCCUUGAAAGGAUCCUGAGAGAGGGGGGAAAGGGAAAACAGCAGCCACCAGCCCAACCACUUGUGUCUUCUGCCCCUUCCCACCUAUCUUGCCCACCCCACCAGCCCACGCUGCCUGGGACUUGAAAUCUGUGGCCGAAGGACCGUCACCACAUAACUUCAAAAAUAAUCAACCACCCUCCCUUCCCAAACCCACCCAAAUUCACUCAUCCAGCGUUUACUUUUUUUAAUCCACUCAGAACUUUUUUUCUACGACCCCCCCUCCCUGCAUGGAGUUGGGUGGGGGGAAAAUGAAUACUGAGUUGGCCUUUAUUUUUUUUAAGGAGACUUUUUGAUCCAAUGAGGCCCCCCAAAUAAUUGAGUUUUGGGUCCUGGUUGGUUGUUUUAUUUUUUUUCUCCAAAAUUUUAACCCCCUCCCCCCCUGAGCCCGAGGUGCUGACGUCGCAAAAAAAUUGGAUAAAAACCUCGAUCAUGGGUUCGGGUCCCAUAGAUCCCAAAGAGCUUCUCAAGGGCCUGGAUAGCUUCCUUAACCGAGACGGGGAAGUCAAGAGUGUGGAUGGGAUUUCGAAGAUCUUCAGUCUGAUGAAGGAAGCACGAAAGAUGGUGAGUCGAUGCACUUACUUGAACAUUCUCCUGCAGACCCGUUCACCAGAAAUAUUGGUCAAGUUUAUUGAUGUUGGUGGUUACAAGCUUCUUAACAAUUGGCUGACAUAUUCAAAGACAACCAACAACAUUCCCCUCUUGCAGCAAAUUCUACUGACCCUGCAGCACCUACCACUCACUGUUGACCAUCUCAAGCAGAACAACACAGCCAAACUGGUGAAGCAGCUGAGCAAGUCAAGUGAGGAUGAAGAGCUCCGGAAAUUGGCCUCAGUCCUUGUUAGCGACUGGAUGGCUGUGAUCCGCUCCCAGAGCAGUACCCAGCCUGCUGAGAAAGAUAAGAAGAAACGGAAAGAAGAGGGAAAGAGUCGAACCACCCCUCCUGAGCGACCGUUGACUGAGGUGAAGGCUGAGACUCGGGCUGAGGAGGCCCCGGAGAAGAAGAGGGAGAAGCCCAAGUCCCUCCGAACCACGGCGCCCAGUCACGCCAAGUUCCGCUCUACCGGACUAGAGCUGGAGACCCCGUCUUUGGUGCCUGUGAAGAAGAAUGCCAGUGCAGUGGUGGUUUCUGACAAGUACAACCUUAAACCCAUCCCCCUUAAGCGUCAGAGUUCCACAGCCGCCCCAGGAGAUGCUGCACCCCCUGCAGAGAAGAAAUACAAGCCACUCAACACAACACCCAAUGCCACCAAAGAGAUCAAAGUGAAGAUCAUCCCGCCACAGCCUAUGGAGGGCCUGGGCUUUCUGGAUGCGCUCAAUUCAGCCCCUGUUCCAGGCAUCAAAAUUAAGAAGAAGAAGAAGGUGCUGUCACCCACAGCUGCCAAGCCAAGCCCAUUUGAAGGGAAAACGAGCACAGAACCGAGCACAGCCAAACCUUCUUCCCCAGAGCCAGCACCUCCUUCUGAGGCUAUGGACACAGAACGUCCAGGGACCCCAGUUCCCCCUGUUGAAGUCCCAGAGCUCAUGGAUACUGCCUCUUUGGAGCCAGGAGCUCUGGAUGCAAAGCCAGUGGAGAGUCCCGGAGAUCCUAGCCAGCUGACCCGGAAAGGCAGGAAGAGGAAAACUGUGACCUGGCCUGAGGAGGGCAAGCUGAGAGAGUAUUUCUAUUUUGAACUGGAUGAAACUGAACGAGUGAAUGUGAAUAAGAUCAAGGACUUCGGAGAGGCAGCUAAGCGAGAGAUACUGUCAGACCGACACGCGUUUGAGACGGCCCGGCGUCUGAGCCAUGACAACAUGGAGGAGAAGGUGCCCUGGGUGUGUCCCCGGCCCCUGGUGCUGCCCUCGCCUCUUGUCACCCCUGGAAGCAACAGCCAGGAGCGGUACAUCCAGGCUGAGCGGGAGAAGGGGAUCCUUCAGGAGCUCUUCCUGAACAAGGAAAGUCCUCACGAGCCUGAUCCUGAGCCCUAUGAGCCUGUCCCCCCCAAACUCAUCCCCCUAGAUGAGGAAUGUUCCAUGGAUGAGACCCCAUAUGUUGAGACCCUGGAGCCGGGGGGGACCUGUGGCUCACCCGAUGGGGCAGGCGGUUCCAAGUUGCCUCCUGUUCUGGCCAAUCUUAUGGGAAGCAUGGGUGCCGGGAAGAGCCCCCAGGGUCCUGGAGGAGGAGGCAUCAAUGUGCAGGAGAUCCUCACCUCCAUCAUGGGUAGCCCUAACAGUCAUCCCUCAGAGGAACUGCUGAAGCAACCAGACUAUUCAGACAAGAUCAAGCAGAUGCUGGUGCCUCAUGGACUCUUAGGGCCUGGUCCCAUAGCCAAUGGUUUCCCACCGGGAGGCCCUGGGGGCCCAAAGGGCAUGCAGCACUUCCCCCCUGGACCUGGCGGACCUAUGCCAGGUCCCCAUGGAGGCCCUGGGGGCCCUGGUGGGCCAGUGGGUCCACGUCUCCUGGGUCCCCCACCCCCUCCCCGAGGGGGUGAUCCCUUCUGGGAUGGCCCAGGUGACCCCAUGCGGGGUGGCCCGAUGCGUGGGGGACCAGGUCCGGGGCCAUACCAUAGAGGCCGUGGUGGCCGAGGCGGGAGUGAACCACCUCCUCCUCCUCCUCCAUUCCGAGGGGCCAGAGGAGGUCGCUCUGGAGGAGGACCUCCAAAUGGAAGAGGGGGCCCUGGUGGGGGCAUGGUCGGAGGUGGUGGGCAUCGUCCCCAUGAAGGCCCUGGUGGGGGCAUGAGCAGUGGCAGCGGACAUCGUCCCCAUGAAGGCCCUGGCAGUGGCAUGGGCGGUGGGCAUCGCCCCCACGAAGGCCCUGGCGGCAGCAUGGGUGGUGGCAGUGGCCAUCGUCCUCAUGAAGGCCCUGGUGGAGGAAUGGGUGCUGGUGGUGGACAUCGGCCCCAUGAAGGCCCUGGACAUGGGGGACCCCACGGCCACCGGCCUCAUGAUGGCCCUGGUCACCGAGGCCAUGACCAUCGAGGGCCACCCCCUCAUGAGCACCGUGGCCAUGAUGGCCCUGGCCAUGGCGGAGGAGGCCACCGAGGGCAUGAUGGAGGCCACAGCCAUGGAGGAGACAUGUCAAAUCGCCCUGUUUGUCGACAUUUCAUGAUGAAGGGUAACUGCCGCUAUGAGAACAACUGUGCCUUCUACCACCCGGGUGUCAAUGGGCCCCCCCUGCCCUAGGGACCACCUGCCCACCCCACCCACACCCCUGUGGACUGCAGCCUUGCUCCUUCCACCCUUUUAUGGCUUCUGUGAGGCCCAUUUUCCCCUUUCCCCAGCUGAUGAGGAGCCGGCCCCCUCAGUGCCCACCUGCCUGGGUUCUUGGGGGUUUUCGGAUCACUGGUGCGCAUUGAUGUACAUAUUUUCCUCCAGUCUGGGGAGGAGAGAGACUGGACACAUUCUGUACCCUGGACUGCUGAAGAGGAGACCGAGUUGGCUUCACUUUUUGAGGAGAUUUGCCCUUUAUGCCAAGCGCCUCUCCAGUAUUACCCUUUAUGCCUGAGAACCUAAAGCUGGUUAUCCUGGAGAACACCUCUACUCUCCUCUUGUGGGUCCUCCACAUGCACACAGAACUCUGACACGGGAUCAGCUGCACUUAUGAAAUCAUCCCAGCCAAGUUCAUGCUUCCUCGUGGGGUGGGGAGAUGGUAAAGGGGUAUUGUGUAUCCCACUGCACUGAGAGGACUCAAUCAGGCUGGAUUUGAGUUCUGGAACACAUCAUCCCCACUCCUCCCGACACAGGCUUUACAUUGAGUCCUUUCUCAAGUAAGACGUUGCAAUCUUCCGUGAACACCCAAGUUUGCAUCAUGGGUCUGCUAGGUUCAAUGAUGGCAAAUCCACAUCGGCAUCCGGUGAAAAGUUUUAGCUGGCAUAGGUGAGGCCAUUGGUGGUGGUCCACCCUUGCCUGCAGCUCAUUCUGGAAAUUAAAACUUCAGUGAGACCAGCUUUUCAUCAACUGAAGCCCGGCGUGCUGGGCAUGCCAGUCACACUACACGCACUGCCUCUGGGAGUUAGCGUGCUCCUGGCCCCCACCUGGAACCUUGUGGGUGUGAGGCCUCCAGCUCCCUCCCUUGCCCUGUCAGUCAGCCACCUCUGAAUCCUCACCAGGUGCCUUCCUGGGUGGAUUCGAUGAGAUGACCUGCCCUCUCCCAGCCCUCUCCGUCACCUGUCUCAGCAUCAGUUGUUUUCUAUGAAAACAGUGGAUUGGUUGGGUUUUGUGCAGGGUCUUGGGUUACAGCCACAAUGGAUUUGAGGAUGAGUAUUUUCUUUUUUCUUUUGGUUUUGUAUAUUUUGUACAUUAAUAAUAAACAGUGGAAAGAGAAGUAUUUAA